AUGUUUGCAUCUAAACUCUCUAGCCCCUCCUGUUUGCAGGGAAUCGUUCCCAGACACAGGUGUCCUCUACAGUUGGCUGCCUCCGAAUCGUCAGGUCUACACUGUACUGGACCUAAAGGAUGCCUUCUUCUCACUCCCGUUGUCUGCAACGAUGAACCGUCAGAGCCACUGCAUGACUGCCUGGAAAUAGUGGGGUCAUUGACUAAUUUAAGAGCAGACCUCACUGAUCAACCAUGGCCAAACCCUGAUGAGGAGCUGUACACGGAUGGAAGCAGUUACAUAUCUGAAGGAGUCAGGUAUUCAGGGGCGGCUGUGGUCACGGCAGACUGGGUUGUUUGGGCUCAGGCUUUGAGUCAUGGGACUUCAGCCCAAAAAGCGGAACUCACAGCCUUAACCCAAACCCUGCGGUGGGGAAAGGACAGAACUGUUACUAUCUACACAGAUAGUAGAUACGCCUUUGCAAUGGCUCAUGUACACGGAGUGCUUUAUCAGGAGCGAGGCCUACUGACCUCUAAAGGCAAGGAGAUAAAGAAUAAACUUGAAAUUCUGGCCUUGUUAGAAGCCAUAUGGUUACCAAAAAAUGUGGCUAUCAUCCACUGUAAGGGGCACCAGACGGCUAAUUCCCCAAUAGCAAAAGGAAAUGCUUUUGCUGAUGUGAUGGCCAAAGAGGUAGCUCAAAAACCAGUGGGGCCUCUCCAGAUUCUUCCUGUUUUGUCUGAAUGGCUUCUACUACAUUCCCCAACCUAUACCAAUGGAUAAAAUAAAUUGGGAAAAGCCUUAAAGGUUAGAACUGCUACAAGAGGGUGAAAGGUCCUUCCAGACAACAGAAUUCUGGUUCCCGAACACCUGGGGCGAGACCUGAUUCGGCAAAUACACCAGAGUGCCCACCUUGACAGCACAAGACUGACUGAACUCCUCCAGAGGGACUACUACAUCCCUCGACUGCACCAAAUGGCCCAACAGGUAACGACGAUGUCUCGCCUGUGCUCAAGUGAACUCAGGUAAGGGAAUUAACCCCCCUCCGGGAACUAGACUAAGGGGGAAAGUCCCAG
Propithecus coquereli (Coquerel's sifaka) is the source of this 1052-nucleotide messenger RNA. RefSeq lists its product as uncharacterized. The transcript has 3 exons. Gene Ontology annotation, molecular function: nucleic acid binding; RNA-DNA hybrid ribonuclease activity. NCBI's taxonomy places the organism in Eukaryota, Metazoa, Chordata, Mammalia, Primates, Indriidae. Bases 1 to 759 code for a protein of 252 amino acids. The record is from RefSeq and is a predicted model, not a curated record.